UGCCCGGUCAGACGACGGUCGUGUGCAGCAGCAAACAUACUGUGCAUACAAACCAUUUCAAGUCAAGUCAAAUGGGAGAAAUUCACAGCAAGAAAAGAGAGGAGGACACAAGCUAAAAGAAGGGGACUGGGACACAGUGAAGAGAAGCAGAGGAUUUGUUUAAAUGAUGCAGAGUGAGUGACAGCCGGGGCAACUCCAGUCUGGAUAAAUAAGGAGACGACAAAAAGGACACACAGCAAAGGAUACUGCUCUUUUUUAAUUGGAUUGGUGCGUUUCUCUUGGAUUUCUCACUUCCCUCCUCCUGGACUGACAGCAGAGGAGGAGGCAGAGCAGCCGCAGUGAUGAAGUUCAACUACCAUGUACCAGUGUCAACGUACACACGCGCCUCACAGUACACACCGACCUACCAAACACCCAGCUACUACACUCCAUCAAAAUACACACCAGCGCAGUACAAAUCCUCAUACUCAUCCAUUGCAAAGUACACCCCAACGCAGUACAGCACAACACAGUACACACCAUCACACAUCACAUCCACUUACAAAACUGCACCAACAUACAUCCCUUCAUAUACCAAGGAGCCACGGUACCGUUCAACACGUCGCACGCAGGCACAGGAGCCUCCUGCACCUGUCAUACCGGCCACACCUGCAAAGAGAACAGUGCACUUCCCCAAUGACAUCAUCUUCCAGGAUAUUGUCAGACGGGGAGAUCUGGAGCAAAUUGGUCGGUUCAUGAGGGCGAGGAAGGUUCGUGUGGAUACAAUCUUCCACUCAGGUAUGGCAGCGCUGCAUGAGGCCGUGCUGACAGGAAACAUGGAGGUGGUGAAGCUGCUGGUGAAAUAUGGCGCUGAUAUUCAUCAGAGGGACGAGGACGGCUGGACGCCUCUUCACAUGGCGUGCAGUGACGGCUACCCAGAAAUUGCUCGUUACCUGCUGUCGAUAGGAGCCAGCACAGAGGCGGAGAAUGAAAACGGAGAGAAGCCGGCAGACCUCAUCGACCCAGACUGCAAAGAACUGGCCAAACUGUUUGAGACUGGCUGUGUGUGACUUACCACCAUAUGGACCCAAGAGGAAACAGCAACAGAGACGACAGAACGAUGAGCUCAGGCCCACAGACGAAAACACUCAGGCCACAAUCACUGAUCCUGUAAAGGAAGAUGUUGGGUCUGUUUGUUGGUGUAGGACACCUCCUUUCAAGAUUGUUUUUUAUUAUAGCUGUGAAGCAAUAUUCAGUUAAGCUGCCAUUUGGUUUCUGGUCAUAUUUAUACUUUAUUUUGUGAAUUUGUUUAAGUGUCUGUGAUAUGUCUGUAUUCUUUACUCACAUGUCAUGAACCAAAAGGUCAAAAAUGUGUCACUGAAAUGUCGUCUUGACAUGUGAUGUAUAAUCCUCUCUGAAAAAAUUUGAUUCGUUUCUUGCAUAUUUUUCCGCACUGUAUCUGUGUUAGUGUUUAGCAGUUAAGUAGGUUGCACUGCGCUGCCUCCGUGUUGUAUUAAAUCUGCAGCACAGAAUUGGGGACGUAAGAAGUUGGUGUCUUAUACAAAGAGUUAUGUAUCUUCACUGCUGGGCAGAGAGAGGAUCCACAUUAAUAGUUAAUACUUCACAGAUAUGUCAGUAAUAAAAGAAAAAGAUUAUGCUGCACAAGCACUUCUUCUGUUGCGGUAUUUCUUCCCUAAUGAAUUGCUGGUGUUUUCUGUAGUAGAAAUACAAUUAUCAGCAUUGAAAGUCUUAUAAUUGUCUCUACAAUAAUUAUUUUUGUACAUUUUCAUAAAAUAAAGAAACCUUUUAUAAAUAUU
Paralichthys olivaceus (Japanese flounder) is the source of this 1796-nucleotide messenger RNA. It is a transcript of the gene ppp1r27a, whose product is annotated as protein phosphatase 1, regulatory subunit 27a. The record is from RefSeq and is a predicted model, not a curated record. Gene Ontology annotation, molecular function: phosphatase binding. Lineage: Eukaryota; Metazoa; Chordata; Actinopteri; Pleuronectiformes; Paralichthyidae.